UCCGCUUCCGCACAUGUUUUGGUCAUGAUGAGAUCGGGGACGUCAGGAACGUUAUUAUGGUAGUCGGAAUCUGCUGGGUUCGAUUACAGCGUUGAAGCGUGCUGUUAAUAGACGUCAACGUCAGAUCUAAAGGGAUCGCCAACAUGAAUGUUGUGUACAAAUCUGCAGGCAAAUAUAGGAAACUGCGCGGCACCCGCGCAGGCACGAUCUGCAUCAGAGUGGCUCUUCUUGGGGUCGCCUAUACGGCUGUUGUUGGCGGCUUUAUGUUCUUGAUAACACCCCAUCAAUACAUAAAGCCUUCUCAGAAACCCUUGGAGUUCAAGUCAACAAAAUUUUCCAAAUCACUUGAGAAGGCCGUCGGCUUUCACCCUUCAACAGAUGGCAAGAGUAUUUAGUGUCUGAAAGCACAUUUUGCUGCCGCCACUGGUGUUGUGGGCCGGCCACAGCAACCCUACUGUUGUACAAUUUUGUUAGGAUUUUUUUUAAGCAUUGAUGGCCUCUUUUUUUUUUUUUUUUUUUUUUGUAAGUGAUAAGCAUUGACAAGCUUAUGCAUUAUAUCUAGCCGCAUCUUUUGAGAUCAAGCACUUUUUUUGUAUAUGUAGUCAUUGUUGGAAUAAUUACAUAACUUUUACAAAAACAAGGUGGCGAUUUUGACUCUUUUCUCUGCUACAAAAAGGCCUGAUGUGUGCAUCUGCAAUGCCAUGUGUGCAAGCAUCAGCAACACGUAGACACCUUCUUCGCGAUUCAAACUUUCUGAGAAACCCUGGACAGCCAGUGGUGCCUUGUGACUCUAGAACUAGUAGCAAACUUGUAGCAUGGACGGACGUGCUGUGCGGCCACGGCCUGAGGCCAGGUGCCCAGCUUGUGGGGACUGUGUGGUUGGUGCUAUGGAGGCUCACGUGGAAAAGUGCCUCCAGCGCUUCAGCAAAACCCCCAAGGCUACGGAGGCAUGCAUCUGUGUUGUGUGCCGCAAGGACAUAACGUCUCUUGAAGAAGCCCAGCGGCUGGCUCAUGUGAACAGGUGCCUCGAUGGGGAGGCGGAGGAGCCUGUGCAGGAGCCUGUCGUCUCGACCCCAUCUCGAAAUGGAUCCCCCGGAUUUGUGCUCUUAGACUGUCCCCUCUGCGAACGCUCAUUCAAGACAUCAGAGGCUUGCAAGAACCACAUAAAGCAAUGUAGCACCAAGCUAGGCAUGUCUCCAAAACAAGUAAUUGAUGCCAUCCGCUUGCAACAGCGCUAUGUGCAAGAGAGGAUGGCUGCUGGCCUGCCUGUUGUGAGGAGGAGGCGAAAUGCACCGACAGACGUGUCAACUGCACAGCGACCAGCAAAAAAGCCAAGACCGGUGGCAUCAGUACCCAAAAGCAAAUACCAAGAAGAAGUUCAAAUGGCACGUGCACUGUCUGCAUCAUUGACCACGGCAAGCAAAGACCAGGAGGAGGCUCAACGACGAUUUUGUGAGAUGUUCGGAAGCAGCCAUUCUUCGGGAAGGAGGAGGAAACACGCAGUCAAGGAGACCCCCGUUUUGCUGUUGACAUCAGCCGAUGAACGUGCCAAGAAAGUUGAAGAAAAGAUAGAACACCUCCUAACGCAAAGGAUGAUUGGUCUGGAACUUGGUGAUCUUUCUUGGUGCACAAAGCUGAAAGCUGUUGGAAAGCUUUCGAACCGUAUUAAGGAGCUUUCGACAAAGGAUGCACCACUGUGGAGCCUUGCUGGUCAAUGCAGAGAGCAGCAGGAGGACUACUAUUUGUGUAACCUGCGACACGUUGUCACACCAUCCACAAUAGCAGUGGGGAGCCGGCUGAAGUCUCUGAGCCAGGUGCCAGGCCGCCGCCUUUCUGGAGACCUCGACAUUGUGGACGACUUCACCACAGGAAAGCCGAAGUCAACAUUGGAGGAACGUGAGAGACAACUCAGCACACAGCUGCACCGUGAUGGACUGCUGUCCGCACUUAACGCUACACUGUCAUCUACGGCAGCAUGCUGUGAUGCGACUCAACUGAAGAUGCCCGAUUCCAACGAAAUUGGUCAAGGAUUCCUCACUCAAGAAAAUGAGGAAGAACCAACAAAGGAAGAGCCAUUACUGGCACCUGGUGCAAAGAAAGUCUUGCAGGAUAUGGACACUUUGGUUGGCCACAGGCGGUUUUCUGAUAUCCGGAUAAUCGCACAAGAUGGUUGUGUCAUCCCUGCUCAUCGGGCAGUCUUAUUCACACGCUGUCCUGCUGUUGAGAAGGAGGUCUCUCGUCAGGGGGACAGAGUGCCACUGUUGGACUGGACGUCAAGGUCCAAGGCCUGCGUUCUGGCUUUCCUUCACUAUGUUUACUCUGGUGCUCUCGACCUUGACGACAAUGACAGACGUCUUCAUCUUGAGCUCAGGGGCAUGGCUUUCAGGUACAGCAUGGCAGAGCUUUGUGAGGAAUUGAAAGACCGUUACUUUAGAAACGAGUGCGAACAAGACGGCACCGGUGACCAAGAGGCUGAUACUAGUCUGGAUGAAAUCAUUUCUUCUUUCUGGGAGAAUGGUGAUAACCACAAUGACCACAGUGAGGAGCCUGUAAAUGUUGACAGUGAUAAUGUCGAGUCAUUAGAAGAGGUUUGUGAUUUCCUGUCAAGUCAGCGUCCACAAAAUAUUGAAGGUGCUGAUUACUGCAAGAACUCAAGAGAGCGCUCCAGUGAGACUCUGCUGGUGCUGCCGCCACUUCAGACAAGUCUGGAACAGACAAACCAGCUGACAUCAAGGUCUUCGCUAGAGCAAAGCUGCACAGAGACCUCGCCACAGGUUCAUCGACGGCCGGGAACUCCUUUCUCUGCGCCUGCCCCCGCUAGCCCUAUUCAGUCUGAAGACGAGCACGCGUGGACAGACCGCAGUGAGAGCCACCACCGCAUCGAGGAUCAUGAUGACUUUGAGGGUGAGGAGAUGGACCACAUUGAGGAUGGCGUGGCUUCAGGCCAUGAUGACAGCGACAGCAGCUCAGAGGAACUGUUUGGCGAAUCCAAUGAUUCGGCUGCAAGCGUUGGCAACAGCACGGAUGCAGAAGAGGACGUAGAAGAUCAAGAAGGGUGCCCUCGCGGCAGGAGGCAAGGCGGAACAGCAGGGAGGACGAGCCCAUGGUGCAGGGUGACUCAAGGAAGUGGGGAGAAGUGCAAGGACACAGAUGAUGUGUGGGACUGCGUCUGGGAUGGCUUUGAUGAUGGUGCGCAGCAGGACCCAGCUCCUCCCGAGCGCAGUGCCUCCUCUGCUUCGAGAUGGGACCGCCAAUCACCUGCUGCUGCCAAGGCGCCCAACAGCGAAGAGGUUCCUCAGGAGAUGCUCGACUCCUUCUUUUUCGAGGAGCAGGGAGAUAAUGGAGUAACACCUGCUGGUCUGGAACACACGCCUGGGUCCGUGGCUCGAUAUCCUGGAGCAUCGAGCCGUGCCUUCGCACCAGUGACGCCUCAGCCGGACUAUAGAGCCAUGCACACACCAGAGCUGCGAGACCAGCUUCAGCGAUUUGGUGUGCGCAAGUUGCCACGGAAACAAGCUGUGAACGUACUCAGCCGCAUAUAUGACGAGACUCACCCGUUGGUUCCUGAAACACCUGUAAGGAUCACGUUCCCGAGGCAGGGUAUGAAUACAAGUGACGAUAGAAACUAUAGAAGCGAACAGCUGUUAAGAAGCAGCCGAUCUGAGCAAUUCUCCGGGAGUGCCAGCAUUACUGAAGAACCCUCCCAUUACAGUGUGUCGUCAAGGAGCAGUGGUGAAGAUGGGAGCUCCAGUGAUAGUGACAGUGAUGUCAAAGAACAACUGAGACGCUUCUUUGAGAGGAAUACAGAACUGUCAGAGAGCAUCUUAAUGUACGAGCCUAUUGACUUCCAAAUGCUUCAUCUAAAUCUCAAGCAAGCCAAUAUCAGGAUAUCUUCUAAGAGCCUGAUAAACUAUCUGGAUGAGCAAUGCAUCACAUUCACCAUGCCUCGCUCUGAAAAGCAGCAGGCAAAGCAGAGACGACGACAGGAAAACUUCAGGCGUAGGGUGCUUGGCAAGUGCGGUUCCCACACUGCACAGGAUGGCCUGCCGUAGACUGGCAAAGGGGACACACGUGUGGACAUGUCCUCACAUUGGCUCAGUUCUUUCACCAUCAAGAUACAAUGGGCCAAGUCGGAGAGCUAUUGACCAUUUUGUACCAGUUGCACAAGAGCCAUGCAGCAAAAUAUAUGCUUCUUUUUUCAUA
Messenger RNA from Dermacentor silvarum, 4203 nucleotides. It is a transcript of the gene mus312, whose product is annotated as structure-specific endonuclease subunit SLX4. Gene Ontology annotation, biological process: meiotic DNA double-strand break processing; DNA replication; interstrand cross-link repair. Lineage: Eukaryota; Metazoa; Arthropoda; Arachnida; Ixodida; Ixodidae. Gene Ontology annotation, molecular function: enzyme binding. Gene Ontology annotation, cellular component: nucleus; Slx1-Slx4 complex. The record is from RefSeq and is a predicted model, not a curated record.